Spodoptera littoralis (African cotton leafworm) is the source of this 1656-nucleotide messenger RNA. The record is from the annotation of a GenBank genome assembly. NCBI's taxonomy places the organism in Eukaryota, Metazoa, Arthropoda, Insecta, Lepidoptera, Noctuidae.
AUGGAUUCUUUGUACGAACGCGCGAUAUCUGAAGUAGGUCAAGAAGGGAAAUUUCAAAUAACUUUUGAUAUUUUUUAUAAUGUGUUGCUUUCUGGAUUGUGGUCAAUGGCAUAUAAUAAUAUAAUUUUAGCGCUAACGAUUACCCCACAUAUAUGCAAACUACCUCAAAAACCUACGAAUGUGACUGAAUAUUACUGGAAGUCGAAAUACAUUCCUACCAGUGUGGAAGAUGCUGUCGGAGCAACGAAAUUUAGUGACUGUUUGAUUUACACUAACCAAGAGUUGAAUAAAACUAAAGAAUGUGAUAUUUUCGAAUACGACCAGACCUGGUUUGAAACAACUAUCCCAUCUGAAAAUAAUUGGGUUUGUGGCAAUGACAUAAAUGUAGCAAAUGUUUUUGCUUAUAGCAAAAUUGGGGAAAUUAUAGGAUCUUUUAUCUUUGGAUGGUAUGGAGACGUAUACGGGCGUCGACUCACAUACAUUAUUUCGUUGGCUAUGCUAGUAGUCGGCCGUUUUGUGUCAAUAUUGGCCAGUUCUUCAUUUGUUCUAUUCACUAUUGGAUGUAUCAUAGCUUCUCUGCCAUCGUGGUCGGCUACGCAGAGUACGGCCAUCGUAUCUUUGGAAAUAUCUUCUCCUAAACGACGAGCAAGCGUCGCUAAAUUGAGACUAAUAUCUAUGAGUCUCGGAAUGUGUCUAAUGCCUUUAUUUUACUUGUGGCUAAGGAAUUGGAAACCUUUUAUGAUUGUCACCACCGCAACACAGAUACCUUAUUUAUUACUUUCUUGGCAAUUAAUUGAGUCACCACAGUGGCUUUGGGUAAAUAGAAAAACGAAAGGUUGCGUUAAAAGUCUUAAGCGUAUAGCCAAAGUAAAUAAAACUAAACUUAGUUCUGCUACAGAGGAAGAAAUCCUUACGAGCGGAGUAGCUGAGGCUAAUGAAACGGAGGUCUUAGGUCCGUUAGCAUUAUUUUCUGGUUGGCGCUUAGCUACUAACACUAUAUUGCAAUUGUUUUUGUGGGUCUGCGUUUCAAUCAACUACACUGUGGUGUUAUUGAGUUCAGCAGAAAAGUCUAAUGGGAACCCAUUUUUGGACUUUGCUUGGCAGUCUUUAGCUGAGAUACCUGGGUUCUUUAUAGCAUCAUGGCUUGCAAAUAAUAUUGGUCGACGAUAUACAGGGAUUAUUUCGACAGCCAUAACCGCAUCUAUUUGGAUUUUUUACGGUUUCCGUGAAAUAUAUGUUGCAGAUUGGUUAAACAGUCAAUGGUUGGGAAGUUCAUUAGUUUUUAUAAACAGAUUGACGAUAACAGUGUCAUACUAUAUAAUAAAUUUGUUCAAUAUGGAACUUUAUCCAACGUGUCUAAGACAAACAGGAAUGUCAUUAGGAAAUGUUGUGAGUGGUGGAGCGGGUGCGAUAGCGCCUUAUAUCUUGUAUCUGGGUCGUCGGUAUAGUUCUCAUUACCAAAAUGCCAUUCUUAUAUUUGCGACAAUAUUUGGUGGAAUUUUAACGUCUUUCUUUUUACCUGAAACUUUGAAUGCUAAACUGCCGGAAACGUUUGAAGAUGCACAAAGAUUUGGUCGCCGUCGAAGAAAUAGAACAUUUUACAUGUCAGUAAACCUAAAAAACGAAACAAUAGAUUCAAACUUGCCAAAUAUCUGA